Lottia gigantea (owl limpet) is the source of this 1222-nucleotide messenger RNA. RefSeq lists its product as hypothetical. Gene Ontology annotation, biological process: endosome transport via multivesicular body sorting pathway; late endosome to vacuole transport; protein transport. Gene Ontology annotation, cellular component: multivesicular body; ESCRT III complex. The record is from RefSeq and is a predicted model, not a curated record. The transcript is spliced from 6 exons. Lineage: Eukaryota; Metazoa; Mollusca; Gastropoda; Lottiidae. The coding region runs from base 92 to 748 and encodes 218 amino acids.
AAAAUAAAUUUCCCAAUUUUUGUGACAGUGAUGUCGAAAUCUAUUUUAAUUUAAACGUGACUUAAUUCAUUAGUAACUUGUGCAAAUUAACAUGGGGCUUUUUGGUAAAAGCAACGAACGGUCACCAAAAGAUAUGGUUAAUGACUGGACUCAUAAAUUGAGAAAAGAAGGCUAUGUCAUUGAAAGGCAGAUUAAAGCCAUACAGAGGGAGGAAGAGAAGACAAAACGAAUGAUAAAAGAUUCAGCAAAGAAGGGAGAGAAAUCAUCAUGUAAAAUAUUAGCUAAAGAAAUUGUGAAAUCCAGGAAAGUUGUAAAUAGAUUAUAUACGUCCAAAGCUCAGCUUAACUCAGUUCAAAUGGGAAUGAAAAAUCAAUUAGCCACAUUAAGAAUAGCAGGUGCCCUUCAACAGAGUUCUGAAGUCAUGAAGAGUAUGCAAUCAUUAGUUAAAGUGCCAGAAAUCACAGCCACAAUGAGAGAAAUGUCCAAAGAAAUGAUGAAGGCAGGCAUAAUAGAAGAAAUGCUUGAAGAUACAAUGGAAAGUUUGGAUGAUCAAGAUGAUUUAGAAGAAGAAGCUGAAGAGGAAGUAGAUAAAGUUCUAUUUGAUAUCACAGCAGGUGAACUAGGAAAGGCUCCAGUUCCUGUAGAUGAUUCUUUACCUGUAGUAGAAGGUGCCUCAGCUCUGCCUCAAGAAGAAGAUGAUGGAGAUAUGGAGGAUAUGAAAGCCAGACUAGAGGCUUUGAGGAGUUAAUCUGACAAAGGAUGAAGUCUCAUUCAGCUCAUAGACAAUCAUAUUUAUAUUUAACCAUGCCUUGUAACAAAACCAAACCUAGCUUGACAAAUCUGGCCCUACCUAGUUACACAGACGUCUAAAGUCACUUUUUUUUUUUAUGGCAGAUAACAACUGUACAAAGCUGAACCGUUAAUGAAAUUAUCAAGACAUUACCAGAUAUUCUACAAUGCCCCUUUGCCCCGCAUAGUACAAUGAUACUAUGAGAAAGGUAGACACAUCACCACGUGUUGUCCUCAAUUAUAUUGUUCAAAAAAGUUCAUGUGAUCCACAUUCUUGCAUAAAUAAAACUUGUACAUUUGUACAAGGGAAGACUAUACCCCUGGUUUGUAUUGUGAUUAAUGUUGGGCAUCAUAGACAAUCUAGUAAUGUCCUGAUAUUUAAUUAUCUAUAGUAUUACAUUGUUUGUAAAACCAUGAUAGCUUGUUACAAUUG